Molecule: messenger RNA, 617 nt
Organism: Serpula lacrymans var. lacrymans S7.9
Lineage: Eukaryota; Fungi; Basidiomycota; Agaricomycetes; Boletales; Serpulaceae
Exons: 4
Coding region: 108-518 (136 amino acids)
Source: RefSeq, a predicted model, not a curated record
GCCUUUCUUCGUAGAGGUGGCGGAAUGUAAGGCUCUAGGUCGGCGACUCCUCAGCAUUGUCGUGCCCUCAAAAUUUGCGCUGCCGUCAGACUAGUCAACGUUAAAUAAUGGCCGCCCUCGAUUCAUAUUACUCGCCGUCUCCUUUUUUCACUCCACCAACGACCAAAAAAAUGCGUCUACCAUCAUAUCGCCAGUCCCAUUUGCUUCGCUACCACCCAUAUCCACGGGUGACUCCCAGCCGCCAGGCUAUAGUGAAUGCGAUGGACGAAGGGCUAAAUAAUUACGAGGAUUUCGACGAUAAUCCACCAAAUUUUUGCCUCCCGGUUUUAUAUGGAUACGACGAGCUCGAGGUGGCCUUGAGAUUAGAGGCAGCGCUCGGAGUUAUGAACGAGGGCGCCAUUCCACGUCGCCGCAUCACGCAUCUUAUUCUAGAUCUUGCCUUUCUUCUUCAAAGACAGCGUUUUUUGCGCCAGACACGCAGGUUCAUGGAGGUCCUUGGCUCCCAUGCAUCUAGCUGAACGACAUGGAACCGGAAUGAUCUGAGUCGGUGGUUGGAACAAACAUCCUAUUGUAUAUAAUAUGGUUCAAGUUCGUAUAAUCGUAUAUGUUUUCUCUUA